Messenger RNA from Alligator sinensis (Chinese alligator), 2682 nucleotides. It is a transcript of the gene TMC1, whose product is annotated as transmembrane channel like 1. Gene Ontology annotation, molecular function: mechanosensitive monoatomic ion channel activity. The record is from RefSeq and is a predicted model, not a curated record. Lineage: Eukaryota; Metazoa; Chordata; Crocodylia; Alligatoridae. Bases 1 to 2682 code for a protein of 893 amino acids. Gene Ontology annotation, biological process: vestibular reflex; detection of mechanical stimulus involved in sensory perception of sound. The transcript is spliced from 20 exons. Gene Ontology annotation, cellular component: plasma membrane.
AUGGCCAUGGAAGUUGAAGAAGGCAGUGCAGCUGAAAGUGAAGAAAAUGACAAAACAGAAGAGAAUAAAACAGAUGGUGAUGAUGAGGGAGACCAAAAACCAGAUCCUGUGCACCGUGUACCACGCAAGAGACCACAGAGAAUACGUGUGGGGCUUGAGAGUGAUUCUGAUGAAGAAGUCGGCAAAAGCAGGAAAAACAGAGCAAAUCAGAAAUCCAAAGAGGAGGGUGGUGAAGAUGGUGAAGAUGAAGAGAAAGGAGGCAAAAAAGGGAGAGGCAAAAAUGACAAGAAAAAUGAUAAGAAAGGGAAAAAAGAGAAGGCCAACAAGAAAAAGAAGGAUAAAAAGAAGUCAGGUUCAGGCUCUGACUCUGACUCUGAAGAAGAGCCAAUUACAGAGGAAGAACUGGCCAAACUGAAGGAAGAAGUAGAAGAGAAAAAGAAACUAAUUGCCACAUUACGAAACAAACCAUGGAAGAUGAAAAAGAAAUUAGCUGUCUUGAAGGAAGCCCAACUUUUUGUUGAAAAAUUUGAGGGUGCUCUUGGAAAAGGAAAAGGAAAAAAAUUUUAUGCAUACAAAGUAAUGAUGAUGAAGAAAUGGCUGAAAUUUCAACGAGAUUUUGAGAAUUUUAAAACUGCCUGCAUACCAUGGGAAUUUAAAAUCAAGGAGAUUGAAAGUCAUUUUGGCUCUUCAGUGGCUUCGUAUUUCAUAUUCUUGCGUUGGAUGUAUGGAGUAAAUAUGAUUCUCUUUGGCCUGUCCUUUGGACUUGUAAUGAUACCUGAGGCAUUGAUGGGGAAACCAUAUGGCACUUUACCUAGAAAAACUGUCCCAAGAGCUGAAGAGGCAAAUGCUAUGAACUUUGCUACUUUGUGGGACUUCAGUGGCUUUGCACAGUAUUCUGUGCUCUUUUAUGGCUAUUAUGACAACAAAAGAACAAUUGGAUGGCUGAAGUUCAGGAUGCCGCUUUCAUACUUUCUUGUGGGAGUUGGAACCAUUGGCUAUAGCUUCAUGGUUGUCAUUCGAACAAUGGCAAAGAAUGCACAUGAUGAUGGUGGUGGGGAUGAUACAAGUUUUAAUUUCAGCUGGAAAAUGUUCACCAGCUGGGAUUAUCUGAUCGGCAAUCCUGAAACGGCAGAUAAUAAAUUUGCCUCAAUUACAACAAGCUUUAAGGAAGCCAUUGUGGAGGAGCAAGAGAGCCGAAAAGAAGAAAAUAUUCACUUAACUCGAUUCCUGAGGGUUCUCGCUAACUUCUUUGCCUUCUGCACACUUGCUGGCAGCGGUUACCUCAUCUAUUUUGUUGUGAGAAGAUCCCAGCAGUUUGCCCUGGAAGGCAUGGAUAACCUUGGGUGGUGGGAGAGAAAUGAAGUGAACAUGGUCAUGUCCCUCUUGGGCAUGUUCUGUCCAACUUUAUUUGAUGUCAUCAGUUCUCUGGAAAACUACCACCCACGAAUAGCUCUCAGAUGGCAGCUGGGACGCAUCUUUGCUCUCUUCUUAGGCAAUCUGUAUACGUUCAUUAUUGCCCUCAUGGAUGAUAUUAACCUCAAGCUCGAAGAAGAGAAAAUAGUGAGAUAUAAUAUGACAAUAUGGGAAGCCAGCCUCUACAAUGGUACAAUCCCAGAGAAUGCCACAGCUCCUCCAAUACAGGUGGAUCCUGCAGAUGUUCCUCGAGGACCAUGUUGGGAAACAAUGGUAGGGCAGGAAUUUGUGCGACUGACAGUCUCUGACACGGUGACGACGUACAUCACGAUUUUAAUUGGCGAUUUCCUGAGAGCUGUCUUUGUCAGGUUCUUCAAUUACUGCUGGUGCUGGGACUUAGAAUAUGGAUUUCCUUCUUACUCAGAGUUUGAUAUAAGUGGAAAUGUGCUGGGACUGAUCUUCAACCAAGGCAUGAUCUGGAUGGGUUCUUUUUAUGCUCCGUGCCUUCCAGCUAUCAACAUAUUUCGUCUCCACACCUCCAUGUACCUGCAGUGCUGGGCUGUGAUGUGCUGUAAUGUCCCUCAGGAGAGGGUCUUCAAAGCCUCCAGAUCCAAUAACUUCUACAUGGCCAUGCUGCUGUUUAUUCUCUUCCUCUCCACGCUGCCUGUUGUGUACACUGUUGUUUCUAUCCCACCAUCUUUUGACUGUGGCCCAUUCAGUGGGAAAACCAGAAUGUACGAGGUCAUUGGAGAAACCUUGGAGCAUGACUUCCCUUCCUGGUUUGCAAAAGUGUUUGGUUAUGCCUCUAACCCUGGAUUGAUUCUGCCCUUCAUAUUGCUCAUGGUCUUGGGUAUCUAUUAUCUCAAUGCUACAUCCAAAAGCUACAAGGAGGCUAACUUGGAGCUCAAAAAGAAGCUACAGAUGCAAGCUGAAGAAAACAAAAAGAGAAAUAAGCAAAAAGCACAAAAAACAAAUGAGAUGGAAGAAAACCCACUCGACCCAGACCCACCACAACCCAAGCCAAAAAAAGAAGAGACCUCUUCAGCAAAUCAAGCUAAUGGUGAAGCACAGAAGACAACAAAUCCCCCCCAGCAGCAAGGUCCUGCUCCUAAUGGCCGCUAUCCCUCACAGGGAAGAGGGGAAAACCUUGCUCCACCUCCUCGUGUAGCAGUAACUCGGCCUCCAGCACCAAGAGGGCCUGACAUGCCUGGACAUGCCUCAGGUGUUCCUAGAGGACAACCAAGAAUGCCAAUGGGUCCUCCUAGAUAA